Messenger RNA from Vitis riparia (riverbank grape), 1366 nucleotides. Its product is annotated as NDR1/HIN1-like protein 13. The transcript has 2 exons. Lineage: Eukaryota; Viridiplantae; Streptophyta; Magnoliopsida; Vitales; Vitaceae. The coding region runs from base 141 to 872 and encodes 243 amino acids. The record is from RefSeq and is a predicted model, not a curated record. Gene Ontology annotation, cellular component: plasma membrane.
GCAAACGCACACUCUCUCUUACUUCACUCUCUCAGCUUCCCUUGAAAAGCAAGAAAACAGAAGACACCAAGGAGAGAGGGGAAGAGAGAGAAGGAGAGGAGAAGAUAGGAAGGCCAAGGAAGGAGCACGUUAGAUAAAAUAUGACGUCCAGGGCUAACGUGAACGGAGAACACAACCUACGCCCUCCCCCAAACCACCACCACCACCCUCACAGUCACCACCAAAGCCACUACCAAUCGCCGUCCUAUUCGCCCUCCUCGGCAUCCUUCAAAGGCUGUUGCUGUUGCCUCUUCCUCCUCUUCUCCUUCCUCGCUCUCCUCGUCCUGGCCGUCGUCCUCAUCAUCGUCCUCGCUGUUAAGCCCAAGAAGCCCCAAUUUGAUCUCCAGCAGGUGGGCGUGCAGUACAUGGGCAUCACCGCCAACCCCUCCUCCACCGUCGCCGGUAGCCCCCCCACCCCCACUUCCGCCUCCCUCUCCCUCAACAUCAAGAUGCUCUUCACUGCCGUCAAUCCCAACAAGGUGGGAAUUAAGUACGGCGAGUCCAGGUUUACGGUGAUGUAUCGAGGGAUCCCACUCGGAAAAGGGGUGGUCCCGGGGUUCUACCAGCCGGCGCACAGCGUCCGUCAGGUGGAGACCACCGUGGCCGUCGACCGCGCCAACCUCCUCCAGGCCGACGCCGCAGACCUCAUCAAAGACGCCUCCCUCAACGACCGCGUCGAGCUCAGGAUUCUGGGCGAGGUCGGUGCCAAGAUCCGAGUCUUAGACUUCACUUCUCCCGGUGUCCAGGUGUCUGUAGACUGUGCAAUAGUGAUAAGUCCAAGGAAGCAGUCUCUAACAUACAAGCAGUGCGGAUUUGAUGGACUGAGCGUUUGAGCACAGCAUGAAGCUGAAGUUUCUGCCUUCCAAUCAUUUUUCUCUCUAUCCAAACAGACAGAUGAGAGAAGAAAAAAUGGGCAAAGAGGAUCUGAUGUGAGCUACCAUAUUAAGGAAAGGAAAGGAAAGGAAAGGAAAGGAUAGGAAAAAGCCGGUAGGUGGGGGAAAAAGCCCUCUUGAGUAGCAUUUGUGAAAAGUAAAAGAGAAAAUUGGAAAGGGGAGAAAUGGGGGUCUAUAUAUAGGAAUUUGACUUUCCACGAUUUUGGAAAUUUUCUAUUGGUUGUAAGUUCUAACCAGCUGUAAAGUGUGAGAGCCAUGUAUGUUAUUAUUAUCAUAAGCCCCAUUAACUAAUCUCUUUGGGAAGAUAAAAAGAUUAGGAUGUGGUGUACAUGUUCGUCUCACCAUUAUUUCUUCUUCCUUAAUGUCAUGCUCAUGCUUCAAACAAUACAUUGUGCCAUCUUUAGAAUCAAUGAUCUUCCUGGCAUUUUUUUUAA